This is a messenger RNA of Coregonus sp. 'balchen', 11829 nucleotides long. Lineage: Eukaryota; Metazoa; Chordata; Actinopteri; Salmoniformes; Salmonidae. The record is from the annotation of a GenBank genome assembly.
GUGUCGGUGAGCCUGCUGUCUCUGGUGGUGACCACCUGUGGCCUAGCCCUUUUUGGUGUCUCACUUUUCGUCUUGUGGAAGCUGUGCUGGGUGCCAUGGCGCGAUCGUGGCCUCCCCGACGGCCUGAAGGAUGGCCAGGGAGACCAGCAGCCAGUCCUGAUGGAGGUGGAUGGGGCGGAGAAUGAGUACAGUGAGGACUGUGUCAAGGAGCCCUCAGGCCUGUUAGUCCCAGAGGCAAUCAUGAAGAUCAGCCACACAUCCCCAGACAUCCCCCUGGAGGCCCAGGCCAAGGCCAAGGAGAACCAUGUCCGCCACAUCACCCGCGUGCAGCGCCAGAUCACUGAGCCCACCUCCUCUGUCCGGUCAGUCCCACAACACAGAAAAAAUAACAAGUCAAUUCAACUAACCAUGUUGCAUUGUGUCUAUAGCUAAUGAUAACUGGUUUCUCUACCCUCUGUAGGCACAACUCCAUCCGCCGCCAGAUGAACCUGUCCAACCCAGACUUCAACAUGGGCCAGUUCCAGAGACAGGAGUCCCUGGCCACUCUGGGCCGGAUCAAACCCGAGCUCUACAAGCAACACUCUGUGGACACGGACGACGGCAGGAGGGAUGACAGCUGCGGCCGGAUACAUUUCAUCCUCAAGUUCGACUGUGACCUGGAGCAGCUCAUCAUCAAGAUCCACAAGGCCCAGGAUCUACCGGCCAAGGAUUUCUCAGGGACCUCUGACCCUUACGUCAAGAUCUACCUGCUCCCCGACCGCAAGACCAAGCACCAGACCAAGGUGCACCGCAAGACCCUCAACCCCGUGUUCGAUGAGGUCUUCCUGUUCCCCGUGGCCUACACUGAGCUGCCCACACGCAAACUGCACUUCAGCGUCUACGACUUUGACCGCUUCUCCCGUCACGACAUCAUUGGCCAGGUGGUGGUGGAUAACUUCCUGGACCUUGCAGACUUCCCCAGAGAGACUAAACUCUGUAGGGACAUUCAAUACGUCACCUCGGUGAGCUAACCUCUAUAUUUGUCUCACUACAGUAUCGUAAUAUCUGCUUGAGUACAUGGACACGCAAUAAUAAAUGCACCAUUGUGACUUCAAAUGAGGUAGUGAAUAAGGGGACAUUAUCUGAGAGAGUUUAGUUGGAAGUCACUUCAGUUCUGGUCCCUGAUCAUUCAACUAUGUCAGUUUAGGAGUGGAACUGGAGAGGGUUAAACACUUAGAAUCAUAUCUGAACCAGCUCCGCCCUCCCCUCAGGGCUAUCAAAAACUGUCCAAACAAUAAUAAAUGUGUAAAGACCAUGUAACAACAAGGCAGGGAGGAAAAUACCAAAGUGUAAGUAUGUCUGUCCCCGCAGAACCACCCACGCUGGUUUAAAAAAAGAACACUAAAAUAAAAAUAUACUUAGAUGGGAUGAAUAAUACAUGAUCACAUCAGGAAACACAUGGGGUAGUGACCUAAAUCUGAGUUGGCAGUAAAGAGGCUGCUUUGACAUGAGGACACAAAGCUGGAGCUCUCUAUAUUAUCCACAUUUUCUACAUUAUCCAAAUUUUCUACAUUAUCCACAUGGAUCACAUGAAUCACUGUGGAGAGGUGUGACAUACUGAAGGUUUCACCUGUCCGAUUGAAUCUCACUGGACUCUCACUGAUGUCAGAAAGGCUCUGAAGUCUCAAUUGGUCAAUGUGCGGUCUCAAUAUGAGUCAGUCUUAUUGGAGUCUCACUGUAGAAAUAAGGACUAUGGUGUCAUUGAACGAUUGUAGGUUGUCUGCAGUCUCAAUGGAGAACUGUAGUCUCAGUGAUGUCUCAAUGAUAUAUCUACAGUGAGGGAAAAAAGUAUUUGAUCCCCUGCUGAUUUUGUACGUUUGCCCACUGACAAAGACAUGAUCAGUCUAUUAUUUUAAUGGUAGGUUUAUUUGAACAGUGAGAGACAGAAUAACAACAACAAAAUCCAGAAAAACGCAUGUCAAAAAUGUAAUAAAUUUAUUUGCAUUUUAAUGAGGGAAAUAAGUAUUUGACCCCCUUUCAAUCAGAAAGAUUUCUGGCUCCCAGGUGUCUUUUAUACAGGUAACGAGCUGAGAUUAGGAGCGCACACUUAAAGGGAGUGCUCCUAAUCUCAGUUUGUUACCUGUAUAAAAUAUACCUGUCCACAGAAGCAAUCAAUCAAUCAGAUUCCAAACUCUCCACCAUGGCCAAGACCAAAGAGCUCUCCAAGGAUGUCAGGGACAAGAUUGUAGACCUACACAAGGCUGGAAUGGGCUACAAGACCAUCGCCAAGCAGCUUGGUGAGAAGGUGACAACAGUUGGUGUGAUUAUUCACAAAUGGAAGAAACACAAAAUAACUGUCAAUCUCCCUCGGCCUGGGGCUCCAUGCAAGAUCUCACCUCGUGGAGUUGCAAUGAUCAUGAGAACGGUGAGGAAUCAGCCCAGAACUAUACAGGAGGAUCUUGUCAAUGAUCUCAAGGCAGCUGGGACCAUAGUCACCAAGAAAACAAUUGGUAACACACUACGCCGUGAAGGACUGAAAUCCUGCAGCGCCCGCAAGGUCCCCCUGCUCAAGAAAACACAUAUACAGGCCCGUCUGAAGUUUGCCAAUGAACAUCUGAAUGAUUCAGAGGAGAACUGGGUGAAAGUGUUGUGGUCAGAUGAGACCAAAAUAGAGCUCUUUGGCAUCAACUCAACUCGCCGUGUUUGGAGGAGGAGGAAUGCUGCCUAUGACCCCAAGAACACCAUCCCCACCGUCAAACAUGGAGGUGGAAACAUUAUGCUUUGGGGGUGUUUUUCUGCUAAGGGGACAGGACAACUUCACCGCAUCAAAGGGACGAUGGACCAUGUACCGUCAAAUCUUGGGUGAGAACCUCCUUCCCUCAGCCAGGGCAUUGAAAAUGGGUCGUGGAUUGGUAUUCCAGCAUGACAAUGACCCAAAACACACGGCCAAUGCAACAAAGGAGUGGCUCAAGAAGAGCACAUUAAGGUCCUGGAGUGGCCUAGCCAGUCUCCAGACCUUAAUCCCAUAGAAAAUCUGUGGAGGGAGCUGAAGGUUUGAGUUGCCAAACGUCAGACUCGAAACCUUAAUGACUUGGAGAAGAUCUGCAAAGAGGAGUGGGACAAAAUCCCUCCUGAGAUGUGUGCAAACCUGGUGGCCAACUACAAGAAACGUCUGACCACUGUGAUUGCCAACAAGGGUUUUGCCACCAAGUAUUAAGUCAUGUUUUGCAGAGGGGUCAAAUACUCAUUUCCCUCAUUAAAAUGCAAAUCAAUUUAUAACAUUCUUGACAUGCAUUUUUCUGGAUUUUGUUGUUGUUAUUCUGUCUCUCACUGUUCAAAUAAACCUACCAUUAAAAUAAUAGACUGAUCAUGUCUUUGUCAGUGGGCAAACGUACAAAAUCAGCAGGGGAUCAAAUACUUUUUCCCUCACUGUAUAUACUGUCUCCCUUGAGGGCCAUGUUCUUUUUUUACAAGUGUUCAUUUUCACUUCCCAUGGACAUGGGAAGCCAGGAGAAGUGAUUUACCACCCGUGUAGGGUUUGAGUUAAUCAAAAGUGUUUGAUUAGGCUUAGACAAUGAAUAAGUCUACUUUGUGUCAUGAGAUCUACUCUGGGCAAGUUGCACAUUAAAUAGAUCUAUAUUUAGUACCCAUAGAGCAAAAAAAGCUGUGCAGCUUCACGUUUCUGGACUAUUUGUUAAGGAUUGCUAAAUGGUAUAAUGUGAGAGAAGGGGUUUAGAACUGGCCGCAAUGUAAGAUUGAAAACCAUCAAUCCAUUAACAGCUAGUAACUGCAAAAUAGACUCAAAUACCUAAAGAGCAGAUCUUUUCACAGCUUCAUUCAGGAGGCCAGAUUUAUAAUGUCGACUCUCAGAGGCUGUCAAACUCUCAGUCCUAGAUUUACCUGUGUGACAUGGGUGAGCUAACUGGGGAGUUACAAAGUCUCAGGGGAUGCAACCCGGAGCAUCUAGGAAGUACAAGCAAACACACGCAAAUGCACACUCACAAAAACACGCACACACACAGCCACUCUCCAGCCCAGAACUGGGCCAGCCCUCCUGGGACCCAGAGCAUGGGACACCAUGCAGCAUGGGCUAAGUUGGGUUUCAAACAUCCCAUAUGUAACAUACAAACUGUAAAAUGGCAUCAAAUCUGAUAUUAAAGUGCUACAUCUCCAUAAAUGAACUCUAGGACCACAUGAAGAGUAACGGGGUCAAGAAAAUGUAACCCACCACUUGCUUCUUCGAUAACAUCAAUUACAAGUAAUGUAGCAUGUUUAUGACAUGUUUUUAACAUACCUCUACAAUACCUGACACCUUCCAGGGACAGAGAGCUAUACAAAUACCCAUACAAGUGGCCAGCUCUAAAUAUUUUUCCUGAUCUCUACAAGCCUCCACAAGCAGGUCUCAAAUCCAUCUUCAUGAGGGUUGAAUUAAACUGUUAUACAACAGAUCAGAAUCACUAGCGGUUUUGGCCAGCAGCAUACCACCCUGCAUCCCACUGCUGGCUUGCCACUGAAGCUAAGCAGGGUUGGUCCUGGUUGGUCUCUGGAAGGGAGACCAAAUCCUGCUGGAAGUGGUGUUGGAAGGCCAGUAGGAAUCAUUCUUUCCUCUGAUCUAAAAAAAAAGAUCCCAAUGCCCCAGGGCAGUGAUUGGGGACAGUAGCCUGUGCCGUUUUUUCGGAUAGGAAGUUAAACGGGUGUCCUGGCUCUCUGUGGUCACUAAAGAUCCCAUGACACUUAUUGUAAGAGUAGGGGUGUUAACCCCGGUGUCCUGGCUAAAUUCCCAAUCUGGCCCUCAUACCAUCAUGGCCACCUAGUCAUCCUCAUCUUCCAAUUGGCUCAUUCCUCUCCCCUAUAACUUACCUGGUAAAAUAAGGGUCAAAUAAAAUAUCCUGUCAGGGAGAUAAAGGACCUGUAUGGAUGGAUGACCUGUUACUGUGGUAUACUUUCUUUAAUUAGACACAGCUUAACUAAUCUAUUCUAGAACUCAAUAGAAGACCAAUAGCCUCUUCAGGUUCACAUUAAUUGUCAGGCUGUUAUAACAAAGAUUUCAAAGAGCACUGUAAUCUGUGUCCCUGCAACGCCAGUCAAUAGUAUUGAUGUUAGCCAACUUGGGCGACAGGUAGCUUAGCGGUUAAGAACAUUGGGCCAGUAACUGAAAGGUUGCUGGUUAAAAUCCCUGAGCUGACUAGGUGAAAAAUCUGUCAAUGUGCCCUUGAGCAAGGUACUUAACCCUAAUUCCUCCUGUAAGUUGCUCUGGAUAAGAGCUUCUACUAAAAUGUAAACGUAAAAAAAAUUAUUUGGACUUUGAUUAAUGGGAUGAGUGUGUGGCUUGAUCCAAUUCAGCAGGUUUACUACCUGGCUCCUCAAUAACCACCACCGCAGUAUAAUGAGCACAUCACAUGUCCUUACGUUAUGUCUUAUUGACCUGCAUGGUGGAAACAGACAUGGGCUGAAUAUAAAACUCGUGGAAUGACUGAUGAAGAAAGGAAGAAAGAUAAAAUGGGUUUACAACAAUAUGCCUUAAAUAUAGGCCAACUGCUGAGAGAGGAGCUGUCAAGUUUUGGUUCAAAUGUCCACCUAGUCCAUUGACUCUUGAGAAUAUUUUAUUUAAAGAUGUCAACCGAAUCAUUCCAAAGUCCAUUAUUGCUAACCAGUUAAACAUGAGUACUACAUUUAUGAGUGAUUGAAAUGUGUUAGCUUACCCUGAUUCUGUUCAUUUAGCAGCCCAGUGAAACACAUCUAAAGUGCUGAAUCAUGUCGUUCCACAGUGGGUCACAACUGCUGACUUACUGUCUGCUGAUGUAAUAGGAUGACAUGGCAAGACAUGGUCUUACACGCGCCGGCUAUUGCAAAGCCGUUUUCACCUCCCUCUCUAUUGCCCUCCCACUUUGUCUCCCUCUGUUUCUCUUUACAAAGAUGGUAGUAACACACCCUGUAUGUUAAGAGGCCCUUACAAGAGAGAGAGAGAGAUCCUAGGGGGGAAGGUGCAAGAUGGAUAAUUACACAAGAUAGACUGUCAGUAUUCUCUCUCAGCCAUAUUGGGGGCCUUCAGAGCUCCAGUUUAAUUUAAUUGAAAGAGCACAAGUGACCAUCAUUCCACCACUGACUUGAUUUAAGUGCUUCAAUGAGUGGAGGAGACUGUUAUCCUAUAGUCUGCAGAUGGAAGUGGGUAAUUUGAUUAUUCAGCCUGAGAGGGAUGGGCUGCAUGGUACCACCUCUAAUCUUUUCGCUCGUAUGUGUGGAGGCUGAGCCUGUGUGUGUGUGUGUGUGUGUGUGUGUAGUAGAGGCUGAAAGUGUACUUGUGUGUGUGUAUGCGUGUGUGUGUAUGCGUGAUUUCUACCACUUUACGAUGGAUACCUCCUGCCGCGCCUUCUGAGUGACCAGGUCAGUGUAGCAAAGUGCGGACUGAUGAUGCUGUAGGUUAGAGGUCACUGUGGUGCCUUGCCCUAUGUUGACAGCCUUGAUAAAUCAACUCCUUUGUUUGAUUACAUUUAUAGUGAUUUUGGACACAGGCCAGAGAGCAAUGAUAAAGCCCAAUCUUGUUUUGGAUACAGUAGAUCACAUUAGAUCUGUCAUUUCAAUCAUCCACAUAGAGAACUUAUUGAUGCUUGAAUGGAUGUGCCAAUUCUACAUUUUCCACUAUUACACUCCCAAUCAAUGUCCCAAUCAAUGUCGUUGUCUAAAAAACUAAUAGCCAACAACAACCGCCAAAGUCAUUCCUUGUAGGACAUUAAAUUAAUUAUAAUGCACAAAGAAUAACAGAACAAGUAGCACAUAUUAUUAGUUCAAGUCCUUAGCAACCAUGUCCACUGAUUUCUGUUGGAUAUGAUGUGAGGUGUUUUACAGAGACGCUUUGAAACGGAACAUCAAAGUAAUUAGCUAACUAUCUGAAUUGAGCCAUUUAUAGUAACAAGCAUUUUUAAUAUACAGAACAUUAGAACAAUGUAGCACAUCAGACAGCAUGUGUUGUUAUUCUUAAACUUUGAUAUUAAUUUUGGAGUCUAUUUGGGCUCUAUUCAUACAGAAAUACAUUUUCCAAUUCAGGUUCAUGGUCAUUGUGAGUGAGCAGUGAGCACAAAUGUAGCUGUGAUUGCAUUUCAAUAUGUGGUAAAAUUCAUUAACUUCAUCAUUGAACAUAUCCCCCUAGUAAAACCCAUCCCAUAGAGAACACAGUCACUGUGGGGCCCACAACCCAGGAUAUGAACACGUCAUAAGCCAUGGCAAAAAAAAAUAGAAUUACAGGAGGGGUGGGGGACAACUGCGGUACACCACUGCUAUAUGGGGAACUAAACCCUGUUGCCACUGUUGACAAUGUGCUUGUCAGAGACAUGACAGCCAGGCAGAAAGGUCUGAUAGCCCUGGCAAAAGAGUUCCAGCAGGGUGUGAGCUAGCUAGCUUCUCGGGAAGGCUGUGUCUGUGUGAGACUGGGACUGACCACUGACCAGGCAGGUGACCAAGCCAGACCUGAUAAUGAGCGGUUCUCUGUGGAGAGCUGGACUGACCUUUCCUGCUGAUGCAGAAUAAUGGGGCUUCCCACUGAUUCCAGGGGCCUGCCAAUGGGAACUUUCACACAGGAAGAAUGAUCUGUUAUAACAGGCCCGUACAGCUCAGGGCUGAGGAGCACACACACACACACACACACACACACACGCGCACACACACACACACAAAGACUAAUUCAGAUGUCAGGCUAGUGUCAGCCAAGCCUGGAGAUGCUGCUUAUUUAACUAUGUUGGGUGUCUCCAGCUCCUAUCUCAAGCAGAGAGAUACCUGUAGGGGUAACAGGGUUGUCAGGGUUACAUUACAACGUGAGGUACAUGCCUCAACUGGAGGUGAGACUUGUGGCCUCCAUAUUCCCUGCCGGUAACUAACCUUGUGAGUGAUGCUGUGGUCUAACGAACACAUCACUCUCUCACAGACACGCUAUUUUCAGAGGUGAUAAUUGGAGCGCUGCUCUUCCUGUUCACUGACACACGCAGGGCCGUAGCCAGCAAAAACAAACGAAAAUUACCCCAGCCAUUAUCACAUUGGUUGCUGUAGCUUCAUUCACCUCAGUCAAUCUACAAACACAUAGCCUAUUAGCUAUACAAUUAGCCGCUACACAUUUACUCACAUAAACUCAGCACCGGGAUGAAAAACUAUAAUUUAAUACGUACAGAGGGAUCUGUUAGCAGAAAACAUAUUUUAUGAACAAAAGGUAAACAAAUCCAUUGGUUUUACAGAACUGUUAUUGUUUUUGUUGCACUUUUACAGCUAAUUUCCUCAAAUUCUACACAUUCUGACAUGGGGUAGGGAGAAAUGUUUGCAGUUUUAAAAUCUAAUUUUCUGAAAUUCUACACAUUUUGCCAUGACUUAUUCCAUGUUAAUAUGAUAUCUGAGUGAGAGUAACUAAUAAAAUCAAUGAGAGCCCCCUGGAGGUCAGGGCCCCUGGGCACGUGCUCUGCGUGCCCGGUCGGUAAUUCAGCAAGUUUAGAUAGCUGGCUAGACUAAGUAGACUGACUGACAUGGUUUAAUUGAGUGAUUGUCAGUGAGUGACAUAUAACAAGAGGAAAACUGCUGAUGCACAACCAAGCUUCGAAAUUGCACCUUGUGUAUUCUAUUAUUCUAACUCUCAACAAUAAUUUGAGACCCCGACUGCUCACACAGUUCACUGUGAACCAGCGGAAUCUCUAAACAGCGAAGCCAGAGCUAUAUGGUGACAUCAUGAGACAUUCAGUUACAAAACAUUUCACUGAAGUUUUCAUUGCUUUGUAGGACAAUGUGGACUUGGGGGAUCUCAUGUUCUCCCUGUGUUACCUACCAACGGCUGGAAGGCUGACCAUCACAAUGAUCAAGGCUAGGAACCUCAAAGCCAUGGACAUCACUGGAGCCUCAGGUAGGGGGUCCUUAAUGUGGGGACUGGGGUACAAAUGUCAUGUGGAUUCUGCUUAGUCAACACUGGAUGGAUAAAUGAUAUGACAGAGUAGUAUAUCAAAUGGAAUAGUCAUUUCUGUUUCCCAGUCUUUUAAUAAUAUGGCCCAAUGAGCAGAAGCCAUGACAAAACAUAUCAAUGAGGAGGCCAUGUGUGCAUCCCAAAUGGCACUCUAUUCCCUAUUUAGUGCACUACUUUUGACCAGCGGCCUAUGUGGAUGCAUCCCAUGUGUUACUCCGUGGGUUUACCCUUUCCGCCACUGUGUCCCAACUCUCUCUAGAUCCCUAUGUGAAGGUGUCUUUAAUGUGUGAGGGACGGAGAUUGAAGAAGAGGAAAACAUCCACAAAGAGAAACACUCUGAAUCCAGUCUACAACGAAGCCAUAGUAUUUGAUGUCCCUCCUGAGAACAUUGAUCAGAUCAAUCUCCUAAUAGCAGUGAUGGACUACGAUCGGUGAAUACAUUUUAUUUUGCGAAGCUUUUAUGAACUGAACUUCCUAUCAUUAUGACAGCAGUUUAUGUUUUUUAUUCUGCAAAUAGCCUACAAGUUUGUGGUGACUAUGAUGCACUGAAAAGGACUCAGAAACCACGCUUUUGGGUAGACAGUAUCUUUGCUGUAUACAAACACAUAGCUGAGACUCCCUAAGUGUAACAUGUUUUAGUUGAUAAUUGGCCUGGAAAGCAGCUGGCAUUCUGUUAGCCCAACUCAAGAGAGGAGGAAACAACAUUACAAAACUAAAAUGCUGACGAACAAGCACAGAGUACAGAGUACACACUAUAUUCCUCCUGAUGCUGUUCAGAGUAAAUAUUUGAGGAGUUAAAUGUAAUCUGCCGAACAUCACUAUAAUUAUUACACCAAAGAACAUGAUGUUGGACAGAAAAUGCACUAGGAUACGUGCAACUACAGGCCUUUUAAAUCUGUAAGACAAGCUAACUACCUAUUUAAGUGAAAACGUGUAGAGGUGCACAAAUCAACGUGGUUUUAAAUCAAAAACAUGAAUGGGAGGGCAUAUAUGGCAACAAAAGGUUUUAAAGUGACCGUAUAUGUGUGCCCCCCUCUCACAGUGUAGGUCACAACGAAGUCAUUGGAGUGUGUAGGGUGGGCAAUGAGGCGGAGAGCCUGGGCCGAGACCACUGGAACGAGAUGCUGUCGUACCCCCGCAAGCCCAUCGCCCACUGGCACACCCUGGUAGAGGUGUGUGUGUGUGUGUGUGUGUAUGUGUGUGUGUAUGUGUGCCAAUCCAUCCAUCCAUUCAUCCAUCCGUCUGUCCGUCCCUCCGUCUUUCUAUGUGAGUCAACACGUAAAGUGAUGAAAGAAGAAAGCCUAUCAAAGCUUUAUCCUUGACAUCAUGACCACACAUCUCAAGUGUAAGUAGACAGCAAGGUGUAGGUAAACAACAAACGGUAGAGCUCUCCUUCUCUAGCUUGUAUAGGGACAAUAAAACACAAGCAUGAUUGCAUAAAACAAAUGUAUACUUGUCUUGUUUUUGUGCCAUCAUCAGAACAAUCCAUUCUUGUAGUGGGAGAGGAGGAGAGAAGGCGGCUUCAUUGCUAUUUAAAAACACUACUCCUCCACCCUCAUUAAUGGAGACCAGAAAUAGAUGUAUUCAUAUUCAUCUGAGAGGUUAAAAGCAGAAAUUGGAACAGUAAUGUUGCCUACACAGUGAUAUAACUGAUGUGCUUGUCACUGGCUAUCAUUGUAGCUUCAUAGUCAGAAGCCCUGGGGUGUAUUCACUAGGAACCAAACAGAGCCAACCAAAGGCAAACAGAAGCAAAUGGAAUGAUAUGGGGAGGGACCUUCCUGAAUUUGUCCAAUAUAAACUUUUUUGGAGUAAACGGUUUCCGUUGCAAAAUGUUUUGAAACUGUUUGCCACGGUCUUUGUCUAAUGAAUACAACCCUGUUCCUCCUAUUAAGCUGAAGAAGACAUAGCAGAGGGCUCAAGCUCGGGAUAAUGUCUUAUUUGUGUUACUUCAAGAAUGGAAAGAUGCUCUUUGAGCACACACACACACACACUAGGACAAAUAUAAGCACCCACCUAAUUAUUAUUAUUAUUACGGCCACACACACACACUUGACUUUUCAUUAUUUUCGCUUGCUUUUCAUGCAUUGGUGUUUUGAAAUCUUAGUGCAAGACUCGCUGACCCCCAAGGCUACAGACAGUUCUCAUCAAUAAUUCACAUCUCAGGCCACUUGAGCCAAGGUUGUGCUCCCUCUACACACAGAGCCGCUAAACCAGCCAUUUAAACUGUGCUUACAUCUCUCUCUCGCUCUCUCUCUUCCCCUGGGCUGCUUUUUUAGGCUGUUAAAUGCCAGCUAGGAGGAAAAUAAAAAAGGGCAAAAAUGAAUUUUUUUUGCUAUUUGCUACACUAACUGAUUUUGUGUUUCUCUGAAAGAAGGACAAUUUAUUUAGAGUACGUUUUUUACUAAACGGAGGAGGAAUUUCGGAGACACGGCGCGGUGACAAUUGAUUUUCGGACAGAGGCACGACAGAACCCACAGGGGGUCUACACACACACCGAGGCCAUUUGUUUUGUAAAAGGAAUUAAAACUUCAGAGUGCAUGAUGUGACUUCAGUCUCACAGUCUCUAUUUGCCAAAAUUAGAUUUCACCUCCGACUCGUUCCCUCUUUGUGCAAUUCAACUGUCAAAUUGUAUUCCCAUACCUCAUAUAACCGGGCUAUGUUCAUCUCUCUAACUGUGUUUUCUCUCUGUGUGUUCUCUAGUGGGUGGGUCAGGGGACUGCAGGUGGAAGCCAGGGCGGUUCCACCAACUCUCUGAAGACUCCUCCCUCACCAUGAGGAGAACACAGGGUGGUGAAGGAGAGGAACAGCAGAGAGCCCCAGCAUCAAGAGAGGAGGAGAGAGACGUAUGCUAGUAAUGGUAGAUGUUACACUUGGUUUCUCCGACAUAGAUUAAGCUUAAUAAUAAUAAUAAUAAUAAU